Messenger RNA from Daucus carota subsp. sativus, 1522 nucleotides. Its product is annotated as non-structural maintenance of chromosomes element 4 homolog A. Bases 179 to 1282 code for a protein of 367 amino acids. The transcript has 7 exons. Gene Ontology annotation, cellular component: Smc5-Smc6 complex; nucleus. Lineage: Eukaryota; Viridiplantae; Streptophyta; Magnoliopsida; Apiales; Apiaceae. The record is from RefSeq and is a predicted model, not a curated record. Gene Ontology annotation, biological process: DNA repair.
AGAGGCUCCAAUUCUGAAAUUUCAGAAGCGGGGGAUUAAAAAUCAGGGCUGUUUCCGUUUUUAAACCCAAACGUUUGAGUUUUCCCUCUUCUCUAAACUCCCCCCAAUCCCUCCAAUUCUAGGGUUUUGGCCUCUUCAUCUAUUGUCCUACUCUUUCAAUUAAUCAAUUAAAAUCAAGAUGUCUCGGUUAGCGAAAGGCCAAGCAAGUAGCAGUCUUAACAACAAUGAUGACAGCAGUGGCGGAGCCGAUAAUUCCGGCGAAGACGGUGUUAAGCGCAGAGUUCUUCGAUCUCGCUAUCUCGCUGUAAAGAAUCUCAUCAGUGACGAGAGAGAUGAUAUCUCCAGAGUCGAUUCUGAUACGUUUAAUUCAAUCAUUAAUAAAGUCGAGUCUUUGCAUCAGCUAGUCCAAAGACCUCGAGAACAGGUGGCAGAUGCUGAAGCUCUACUAGAUAUUACUAGCACAUUGAUGAGCUCUGUGAAGGCACACUGCAAUGACGGUAUCACUCCUUUUGAAUAUGUCGCCUGCCUCAUUAGAGAUUUUGGCGGUCAGGGCGGUGACUCUAUUGAUUGGAAGAAAAUUGGCUUAGAAGUGGCUCAUGCUUUUAAAAGGGCUCCUGGAAGCUGCACAAUGCUUGGACCCAUGAAUGUCGAAGUUAAGCAGCGUGCAGUUGCUACUCGCAAAAGGCAUGCGAGACCAACAGAAAAGUCUCGUCCUGAAGAGCUUGAGGAAUCUGCAGAAGAAAAAACCGAAACUGAUAAGAAUAUGGCAACGAUGUUCAAUAUAUUGAGGAAGAAUAGGAGGGUAAGGCUUGAAAGGGUAGUGUUGAACCGAGACUCAUUUGCAGAAACAGUUGAGAAUAUAUUUGCCCUCUCAUUUCUUGCGAAAGAUGGCCGGGCUGAGAUAACAAUCGACGAAGAGGGAAAUCAUCUAGUUUCACCCAAGAAUGCGCCUGCUGCGAAUGCUGUUGCUUCUGGUGAGGUGUCCUACAGUCACUUCAUCUUCAGAUUUGACUACAAGGAUUGGAAGUUCAUGAUGAAUUCUAUCGAGGCUGGAGAGGAGCUUAUGCCACACAGAAAUGAAGCUAACAUGUCAAGAAGGGAUUCAGAACCAAAUUCUUCUCCAGAACAGCCUAGAGGAGAUUUACCUACAACACCAAUCAGGAAAUAUUCCAGGAAUCGUGGUCGUGUUUUGCAGGAAUCUAUUGUAGAAGAUUCUCCUGAAAGUGAUGAUUCAGCAGCCAGAGCUGCUGCUAUACGCAAAAAAAGGAGGAAAGUCGGAUGAAACUGCUGUAAAAUUAGAUUUUCUACCCAGUUGCAUGACUUCAGUAGAUUUAUCUCUUAUUUAUGUUGAUGUUAUACAAAGCCAAAUGGAUUAUUGGCUGAGUGUACUAUGUAUAUAUAGCUGCACUUGCACAUUCUGCCUGAUAGUGCAGCUAGAUUAGAUCCGGAGUAAAUGUUUUUUUUCCUGGACUUCAAUUGCUUAUUUCUACAGAUGACUGGAAAUAGGUUUCUGUUUGAUGCA